Aspergillus saccharolyticus JOP 1030-1 is the source of this 848-nucleotide messenger RNA. Its product is annotated as DNA-directed RNA polymerase core subunit RPO26. The record is from RefSeq and is a predicted model, not a curated record. Gene Ontology annotation, biological process: DNA-templated transcription. Gene Ontology annotation, cellular component: nucleus; RNA polymerase I complex; RNA polymerase II, core complex. Gene Ontology annotation, molecular function: DNA-directed RNA polymerase activity; DNA binding. NCBI's taxonomy places the organism in Eukaryota, Fungi, Ascomycota, Eurotiomycetes, Eurotiales, Aspergillaceae. The transcript is spliced from 4 exons. The coding region runs from base 147 to 626 and encodes 159 amino acids.
CGAUUUCUGCACCUCAACAAAGCAAAGGCUGUCGCAUCACUCCUUCUCUCGCUUCACCUGUUCCGGUCGCGGUCCCGGCACCUCUUUUCGUUCAAAUACACGGCCAACUGUCUUUUAAGGAUCUUGACUGAUUCUCGAUCGGCACCAUGUCUGACUACGGCGAUCACGGCGAUGAGGAUAACUACGACUACGAGCCCGCGGAGCAGGAGUACGAUGACAACGAGCCUGAGGACUUCAUCAACCCCGACGAUCUGGAUGGCGCUGAGGGAGCCGAAGAUUAUGGCGACUCGUAUGAGCCAGCCGUGAACGGCGACCGUGUGGUUGUCUCAGGCGACCCGAAUGCCGGUUACUCAGGCAAGGUGAUGGAGCAGGCGCGCGAGAAGAAGGUGCCCAACGAUCAGCGCACGACGACCCCAUAUAUGACCAAGUACGAGCGGGCGCGUGUCUUGGGUACCCGGGCUCUGCAGAUCAGUAUGAACGCUCCGGUGCUUGUUGACCUCGAGGGUGAAACGGAUCCUUUGCAGAUCGCCAUCAAGGAACUCAACCAGAAGAAGAUUCCUCUCAUCGUACGGAGAUAUCUUCCGGAUGGCUGGUAUGAGGACUGGACAUGCGAGGAGCUGUUGUAAAAAUGGUGGAGACGGUACGGAAGGUUGUACAUUGAUAAAUGGUUUUCUGUUUUUUCUUGCUUCAUAAUGGUCACGGUCUAAGUAUUUAUCUCUUGGGCAGCAUAGCGUUUGGAGUUUCGGGGUAGGGAAGCAAGCCAGAAAGGCUUGAGCAAUCCCUAGGUCACUAGGACGAGCGCAGAGAAAAAAAGACUCACAAGGAUAAUGCACUGCAGUAUAUAACGG